GGAGGGGCCCUAAGCACCCUAUCAGGGUCCAGACCACACCUGCUCCCUCUCUGCAUCAGAAACUCAUUUCCCAACGCUUAUUCACCUGGGACGGCUGCUCAUUCCAAAGCUGGAGAUGUUAAAGGACAAUAAGGUGGACAUCCUGGAGGGGCCCCAGAGCUCAGCUCCCAUGGCCACCACUGUGAUCAAUAUCCAGACUGAGACAUCUGUGCCCGACCACAUCGUCUGGUCCCUGUUCAACACAAUCUUCAUGAACUGGUGCUGCCUGGGCUUCGUGGCCUUUGCCUACUCCGUGAAGUCUAGGGACAGGAAGAUGGUGGGUGACGUGAUCGGGGCCCAGACCUAUGCCUCCACCGCCAAGUGCCUGAACAUCUGGGCCCUGGUCCUGGGCAUCCUUCUGACCAUUGGAUUCAUUGUUCUUCUGGUGAUUGCCUACAUGACGGCCUACAAUAUCAUUUUAAGGGUUAUGCAGAAUAGCAGAGGCCACCACUAGCUGCUCAUGGCAGGAGACACCAGUCCUCCAGCAUCCAUUGUGGCUGUGCUUCCCAUGCUUCCUGGGCUGUUGUGUUGGGCCCGUCCCUCAGCACCCACCCCUGUACCCUGUGCUUAAGCAGACUUCCCUGACCACAACUGAACGCAAUAAAGUACCCUUGUGUGUGA
Messenger RNA from Neofelis nebulosa (Clouded leopard), 660 nucleotides. Its product is annotated as interferon-induced transmembrane protein 1-like. The record is from RefSeq and is a predicted model, not a curated record. The coding region runs from base 116 to 493 and encodes 125 amino acids. Lineage: Eukaryota; Metazoa; Chordata; Mammalia; Carnivora; Felidae. The transcript is spliced from 2 exons. Gene Ontology annotation, cellular component: plasma membrane. Gene Ontology annotation, biological process: response to interferon-beta; response to interferon-alpha; response to type II interferon.